AGUUGAGUCCAUAAACUCUAGCACACACAGCAGACGCGCAACGAUGUGCGCCGAGCGGUUGGAGCCAGUCUCCCUCCCUGCAUUGCCAAUUUCAUUGAACCGAGGACUGCAUUGUUACCAUUUUUGAAGACCCAAGUUAACCUUUUAUUCACAACAUUUCUUCCUUUUCGUCCUUGUCUUGUCUUUUCAAUAUGUGCUGAUAUUGAAGGGGAGAGGGGAAGGUAGAAUGGGCGAAACCCUCUGGUUCCCUGUGUAACUCUGGAAAUGGAUCCGACGUUCUCGCAGGGAGACAAAGACAAUGAGGUCCGUCUGGAGGGGAUGAGGGAUGGGGCUGGCUUCAUGAGGAUGCCAGAGCACCCCCUGUGGGAGUCCCGUAGCCUAGCCGCCCAGCACCUCUCCUCCUGGAUGACGGAGGGUGAGCCCUUCACCUCUCCUCUCUCCCUGCUGCACUCUGCCGGAGGACAGCGCCUCUCCUCGUCCUCUUCCUCAUCAGUGGCCGCUACUGCCCUUGUCGCCGCCAUGACCCUGGAGCAGAAGACCACCUUCGCCCUGGUCCUCUUCCUCUUCGGUGUCCUCCUCAUCCUAAUCGUGCGGUGCUUUCGCAUCCUGCUGGACCCCUACCGCAGCAUGCCCACCUCCACCUGGGCAGACGGCCUGGACGGGCUGGAGAAGGGCCAAUUCGACUAUACACUGGCAUAGGGGGUUGGGCAUCCAUGUACUGUAUACUGUACACACACACACACACACACACACACACACACACACACACACACACACACACACACACACACACAUGAAUAUGCAGAAUGGCUGCAUUCACCUUGGCUGACGGUCUGGAUGGGCUAGAGAGAAUGGUCAGUUUGAUCACACGCUGUGGUGUAAGGACACAGACCAACAUGCAUUGUAUGUCAUGAAAUACACACACACAAUACACACACACACAUGUGGUUGUAUCCUCCUGGAUUCACAGUAUGCAUGGGCAAGAGAAGAGCCGGUUUAACCACACACACACACACACACACACACACACACACACACACACUGCAGUGUGGUUGCAUCCUUCUGGGUUCACUUUCUCCCACUUGUUUACACCUUAGACAGCUAAUGUCACUCACACACACUGACACAAGAGGCCACCUGGGGCUCCUUCAGUGCCUCACUCUUACAGGGUAGUUCCCAUCCUCCUCCGUGUCCUCCUCACCGUUCAAGUUGACAACAAUGUCAGUGCUAUUUCAACCCUCCUCCUCGUAAUACCUCACCAUCCGAGUCAAGAACUAAACUAUUUCACCCCUCCUUCUCAUAAUACCGCACCAUCCGAGUCAAGAACUAAACUAUUUCACGCCGUCUUCUCAUAAUACCGCACCAUCCGAGUCAAGAACUAUGCCAACGCUAUGUCAACCUGUGCUGUCGUAGGCUGCUAAGUUAUUCAACCUUGUACUAAAGGAACAUUUGAAAUCUUCUACUGUCCUGGAGGAGUGUUGUUGUUGAUAUAUGUAUGUCCCAGAAAUGUGUGUUCAGAAUGUUAAAUGCUGAAUGCUGACCUAACAUAUUAUUAUGGUGAUCGUUUUGUCAUUUUAUAGUCAUUGCUCAUAAUUGACUUAUGUUAAUCUAUUAUAGAAGGACGUAUUUACACAAUCAGGGAAUUCGAUUUAGGAUGAGAUUAUUUUCAAUGGCCAAAAACAAGCAUUCCUCAUCUUGUUUUUAUAGCUCAAUAAUUUGAUAUUGUUGGUAUAGAUUGAGAUAAUAGCUGAUAUCAUUUGACCCAGUCUGCAGAUGGCUAGAAGGGAGACAUAAAUGUACAUAUUAUAUCUAUCUAUCUAUCUAUCUAUCUAUCUAUCUAUAUCUAAGCACUUCAAGACAACGCAAUAAUAUAUUAAAACUAUCAGAUGUGGUUUCUCCUAUGGGAAACCUGGGUUCAGAUCUUACCUGUGACACAAGUGUGUUCCUAUCAGUCAGAUACCUGUUCCUAAAGAUUAGCUGCUGUCCCCACUGCAGAUCCCCACUGCAGAUCCCCACUGCAGAUCCCCACUGCAGAUCCCCACUGCAGAUCCCCACUGCAGAUCCCCCACUGCAGAUCCCCCACUGCAGAGCCCCACUGCAGAUCCCCACUGCAGAUCCCCCACUGCAGAUCCCCACUGCAGAUCCCCACUGCAGAUCCCCCACUGCAGAUCCCCACUGCAGAUCCCCACUGCAGAUCCCCGUACGCUCCUCUUCUUUGUUUUCAGACCUCAGAAGUAGUCUAAUAUCAAGAUGUGUGCAUGUGUUGUGUAAAUGGGUUUUUCUUCAAAUAUCUGACUAACUUAGAUUUUUGAGUAGACUAACACUUUGACACUAUAUAAAAUGUGGGGAUCUAUGUGUAAAAUGUAAUGAAAUACUGUAGGUGGCAACAACAGUGUGUUUGGAUAGGGCUCUACAGUUGAAGCUGUCACUUUCGUUUAUAAUCAACUGCAUGCAACUUAGUUGCUGAACGUAUUUUUAGUAAAUGUGGUUGUUGGAUCUUGCAUGGGAUUCAGAGCAGUUGACACUUGAUAAAUCAAAAUGAUAGAUUGCUUAGAGUUUGAACAUAGGGGACUAUCCAAAUAAAGUGUCACCAAGUAAUUAAAUCCUGGCCCGGUAAUCCACAAACCCAAGAAUACGUUGUACAACAGAUAUUUGCUCUCUUGUGACAUACAGAGUAUAUUUGCUUCGAUUCAAAUGAACGUGUCGUUGGUAAAAAAUCACUUCUGUUACAGAAGGCAGGCUAUGUCCACUAACUGUCUCACCUGAGUGUGUUGCAGUGACCAGGGUACUGUUCAAAUAACACUCACUCCUUUUUCAAUACUGACAUUGGAAGGAAUGGCCUUUUCAAGCUGUGAAGUACAACUCAUAACUCAGUCACUAGAUCAGCUUAUGUAAAGUCUAUGUAAAUAUGCAGGGUUAUAGUGAUGAUUUUGCGGCAAUUGCAUGUAGUGGUCAGUCAGAAUCUUGUGGAGCAACAGAACCUUUAAAAUGUCAAAACAACCCCUUCCUUCAAUGUGAUAGAAUGACGAUGAAUAAAGUGUUUCCAGAUCACUACCUCUGAAGAUGUAGUUAUUGACGUUUGGCUUAUGGUUCAAAAAGUCAAGUGGAAAGAUAUUCUGUUAAUAUAAAUGUCACACCCUGAUCUGUUUCACCUGUCUUUGUGCUUGUCUCCACCCCCCUCCAGGUGUCACCCAUCUUCCCCAUUAUCCCCAGUGUAUUUAUACCUGUGUUCUCUGUUGCCAGUUCGUUUUGUCCGUCAAGCCUACCAGUGGUUUUCCACUUGCUCCUGUCUUUUUCUAUAAUUGAUGUUUUCUAGUUUUGACUAUACUGCCUGCCCCGACCCUGAGCCUCCCUGCCAUUCUGUACCUUGUCACACC
This is a messenger RNA of Oncorhynchus kisutch (coho salmon), 3377 nucleotides long. RefSeq names its product cortexin 3 (gene ctxn3). The record is from RefSeq and is a predicted model, not a curated record. NCBI's taxonomy places the organism in Eukaryota, Metazoa, Chordata, Actinopteri, Salmoniformes, Salmonidae. Bases 265 to 699 code for a protein of 144 amino acids. The transcript is spliced from 2 exons.